Ambispora gerdemannii is the source of this 207-nucleotide messenger RNA. NCBI's taxonomy places the organism in Eukaryota, Fungi, Glomeromycota, Glomeromycetes, Archaeosporales, Ambisporaceae. The record is from the annotation of a GenBank genome assembly.
AAGUGGAUUGUACAACGGGAAUGUGAACUAUCGGGUUUCUGUGAUUGUCGAUUUUGUGAUCCAUUAAAAUUUUGUGAUGUCGGAUAUCCAAACCUUGACUCUGCUUAUUACCCGCAAUUCAGUCAAAAAGAAAUGGACACCUGCGAUUCCGUUAAAAAGAAUGGGGAAAUGGGUUUUGACGCAUUGGUUAUGAUUAUGUAUGUUUGA